AUGUUUUCUCUGGAGGGACCCAGCGUUGCCAAACAGUCUAUUAUUUUUACUGAUUCGGACAGGAAUGGAAUUGGUCUUAUUGGGAGAACAAUGAGGUCAUCUUGCAUUUUAUCGAUAGGCAACUCAGAACACAGCGUCCGAAUGCUGCCGUUCCAGGAGGUUGUGCGUGAGCGCAAGUGUCUUCGUGAACCGCCAUUAUGUACCACUGUGUUGCAGCCACCAAACAUUGAUGACAGGACAUUGCACAAACGAAUUGAGCCAGUGCUCGCUCAGAAAGGAAUCAUUCUGAAGAAAAUGAGCUAUCGACUCCGUUGCUACAUCCACGUAAGUCAGGUUGACAAGUUCCUGUCAGAUAUUGCUACAUCACGCAGCAAAAAACUGAUAAAUAAUGCACGCCCGAGCAUGGAUGAAAUGCGGUCCCAUUACGACGCAAUAGCUCGGCAUUUUGAGGAGCACAAGGGCCGUUUUUGGGCUGGUUCGUGGUCUUUGACUGAAGAAGUGGCCUCUAUACCAAGCCCUUUAUGGCAGGACGUGAUGCUUACAAUGGCUUCAGACAGUAGACUGCGAGCAUGGAAAGUAUGCGCAAGAGUUUUGGGAACGCAGAUGUAUGAAAUGUUUCCCCUUUCAAAUUCUCCGGAUUGUUUGCCUCAUCCAUCCAUUGAAGAGGAACUGCAUAAUGGCACUCAAUAUUCCCGCGCUGAUUUAUUGCUUUGCGUGAGAGCUCUGAAGGUCAUCGAACAAACUGUCCUUUCCAGAACAAAGAGCAUUUCCGGUCCCCUGACUAUAACGAUCUCCGUUAGUGGUAUAUGUGAAGUGACUCCCUCUUUUAUAAGCGUUCUAAAUGCCAUGGGCGUGUUUCUUUCUUACACAAGUACAGAAAGAUACCGUCAGAAGUUAAUUGCCGAAAGGGAGCGCUGCGGUCCUUGGCAGCACACUAAAUUCGAUGAAGUGAUAAUGCCGGUACUUCAAUUCGACAAUUGGGACAUAAAGCCAUUGCACGCUGUCAAGGUUGAUGGGAAGUCUAUGCCAAAGGUGAAUGGGUCGCUACUACAGGGAGUGGUUCCAGGACAGAAAAGAAGACGGGAGAAUAUCGCCGAACACAGCACGAAACGCCCCCGACUGGAUUCUUGGAAGAGUGUGCGUGGGCUGGGAUGUCGUGAUGCCUUCAUUAAUAGAUUCUCUAGCGUAGAGAACACUAUGCUUGUAAAGCAGUUCUCCGACAUCGCAUUUGGUCUCACCGCUCUGUUCAGGGGUCAAUUGGUGGGCCGGAAAGAAUCAAACAACAGCGAAUAUAACAGUCAGACAAUUGCGGACAUGACCUUCGGUGUGCAUGGUGCUCCUUUGAAUUUUCGCACCCUACUCCUUUCUGCUUUUAAACCACACGGAGGGAAAGACCCCUCGGAUGAGUCUCUGUACGAUGAACAGGUUGUUUAUGUCGAAAUCAGUCGUGACAGCGCUGCUGAUAUUAUUACUGUGCGCAGAUUCAUUAACCUUGUUAAGGAGCAAAUUCGUCCAGGACACCCUGGUCGUCCUAGAUACGUUGUUCUGGCAGGUGAUCAGCCCUCUUACAAAAUGUUCUGCGAUUUGUGGCUGGACUCCUGGCGGGAAAGCCGACAGGGAGGUGAGGGCGUGGGGGGUGCAGCUCAUACAUCUUCGAACUGCAACCUGCCGCUCCAUGAAUGGUUCAUUCCCUUUCCUGGUUUCUUUCACGCAGAAAAACAGAUUAUGUAUUCGUUGAGCAAGGAGAUGUUGGACGGCCUCGGUCUGGAAGAGUUAGCAGCGUGCGCGGGACUAUCGCCAUCUCAUGUGUCCAAUAUUUUAACUAAUUCCCAUGCACGAAACAACAGAGCCGUACUAUUCAAUCUGGCUUGUGCGAUCAUUAUUCGUCUCAUCGAUAUGGCAAUGGCAGAGGAUGCGUCUGUGCGAGAAAAGGUUAUCAAUUUGCACAGCAUAUCUUCCCAAAAGCGGGUAAGUGUCGAUGGAUCGCAGGUUGUUAGAAAUCCGUCUCGCACAAUGCUUCCUGUAGGUGAGGCAAAUCUGACAGGUACCCUGUACUCAGCAACUAGUGAUUUAGUUACUGGGGAGGUCAUCUCAGUUGGAAACAUUCUGCGAGAACAUGCACAGAAGACCUUCAAGGGAAGGCCCAAUGGUGAGCAUUUCGUGCACACUGUGUUGUUCGCCUGCUUACUGCCCACUGUAGGGUUCCAUGUGCUCUCUCGAACUGGUCAUACGAACUUCACGGAUGCAUUUUGGUUCAAUCACAAUGCUAUCCUACAUUCAACAACACAUCUUAAGUACCAGGAGGUGUCUCUAUUUUACGCUUUCUUCAGGGGAAUUAUACCGUCUGCUGUAGAGCAGGAACUUUAUAAUACGAAGCCUGGUCGCAUGGUAUUGAAGUUGUUGAGCUUCACUGGUCGCGGGAAGGAAGCACUUGACAUGUGGGGGUAUUCGUAUGUUCAUUUGGACGAGCUUCUGGAGAUGCUAAUUGUAAGGCAUCUGAAGAGUCUCAGCGUUAACCUACUAGGACAUUUAGAGAAUUCUGCUGGCUGGUUGAUGCAGGUAUCUAUGUUCAGGGCACUCGGGCGAUACAUGACCGGGGCAUCGAGGGCUUACGGGCGGAGACGGGAGGCAGACGGUGUAGGAGAGUUGCCAGGACCUUUGGCAGCUUUCGACAGAAACGCAUGCCAGUGGCGAACAGUAUCUCGCAUGUUACACGUUAUGCGAGAGGUAGUUUUUCUAAAUUUGGAACAUCGAGGUGGGGAGUGGCUGACUAAUGUGUUCAGCUUUCCUCCAAAACGCAUGAAUAAUCCUAUGGACCAGCAAGGCAUACUGGACAUUGCGAGUACUGGAGAGACAACCGCCAAACUUCAUUCCUCCGUCAUCUUUCCUGACGUAUUCGGGCCUCUCACUGAAGAUGAGAGGAAGAAGUAUUUCGGGGGGAAAAAGUUUAAGCGAUGGACGAGAUGCCGGGCCGUGCUGAGACCAGCACAAUCAAUGCGUAAAAAGGAGGUAUUAUUGAAUUUGCAGAUCAUGUAG
Messenger RNA from Chondrus crispus (carragheen), 3036 nucleotides. RefSeq lists its product as hypothetical. The record is from RefSeq and is a predicted model, not a curated record. The transcript has a single exon. Lineage: Eukaryota; Rhodophyta; Florideophyceae; Gigartinales; Gigartinaceae. Bases 1 to 3036 code for a protein of 1011 amino acids.